AUGGAUUCACGCCCGGGCAACGCGCCGGAGCCUCUCGCUCCUGGCCGAGCCCCCGGCUCGCUUUCCUUUUCCGAGGGCGACACCGCCUCUGCCUCUGCAUCCGCAUCCGCCCAACCAGGUUGCGAAGAUCAAAUCAUCGAAUUCUUCCUCCCCGCAGAGCAAUACCGACAACUUACGGAGGAGUUAGAGCGGUGCGACAGGUUUGCGGGAUCGCGCGUCAGAGCUGACUAUUCCUACACUGCCGAGACGCUAGCUCUCAGAAUGCCUGGUCCAAGACACGAACGUGUCGUUCGAUAUUUCAAUUAUCGUCUAGAUUAUUUUAUCGAUGGACUCGAUAUGAUUGAAGAUACCGUAUCGCUCCAAGAUUCCGGCUCCGGAAAAUGCGAAUAUCUAUCAAAAGAUGGUAAGGGUCUUAUCGAGCGUCACCCUAAUAUCUCAAUCAUAAACACGAAGAACCCCGCAUGGCCAGUCCUAGUUUGUGAAGUCGCAGACUCGCAGAAAACAAAAGAUCUACACGGCCUUGCACGAGAGUAUAUCGAGCAGACUAAGGGCAAUAUUCGAACUGUGGUUACUAUCGACUUCGACUAUCCAACUGGUAAGAGAGUAUAUCUUAUUGUUUGGAGAGCAAGCUUUGGUGAAGACGGGAGGUUUAAAGAGGUAGCUUGUGGUGACGUCGUGGAAAUCCGAAACAGGGACGGUAACAAGAACCCCGAUCCCGACGCGGGAGUCUCCCUGUCACUCAGCGACUUCGGCCUUACGCGAGGAGUGGACACAAGCGCGGAUAAUCAAGUCUUCACCGUCUCCGUCGACGAUCUAUACACGAAAUUGCAAAUUAUUGAGAGGCAGAUCAAACAAACGAAGGCCGCGAGGAAUGAUACCAUAGCACGCUGGAAGGCAGGUGCGGAGGUGUGA
Fonsecaea erecta is the source of this 912-nucleotide messenger RNA. RefSeq lists its product as hypothetical. The transcript has 4 exons. NCBI's taxonomy places the organism in Eukaryota, Fungi, Ascomycota, Eurotiomycetes, Chaetothyriales, Herpotrichiellaceae. The record is from RefSeq and is a predicted model, not a curated record. Bases 1 to 912 code for a protein of 303 amino acids.